AGUAUCCCUAGUGUGACGUAUUUUGUAAGCGACAAGCACCGGCAGAAAUGGGACAAAACCAGAGUGGGGGACAUGGACCCGGAGGUGGCAAGAAGGAUGACAAGGAUAAGAAGAAAAAAUAUGAGCCCCCUAUUCCUACCAGAGUUGGGAAGAAGAAGAAAAAGACCAAGGGACCUGAUGCUGCAAGCAAACUGCCUUUAGUAACCCCACACACACAGUGCCGACUGAAACUUUUGAAGCAGGAACGCAUUAAGGACUACUUGCUGAUGGAGGAGGAGUUCAUCAGGAACCAGGAACAGAUGAAACCACUGGAGGAAAAACAGGAGGAGGAAAGGUCAAAGGUUGAUGACCUGAGGGGCACCCCAAUGUCUGUGGGGACCCUGGAAGAGAUUAUUGAUGACAACCAUGCCAUCGUGUCCACCUCUGUGGGUUCGGAGCACUAUGUCAGCAUCCUGUCUUUUGUGGACAAAGACUUGCUGGAGCCAGGCUGCUCUGUCCUGCUCAACCACAAGGUCCAUGCAGUUAUCGGUGUGCUAAUGGAUGACACAGACCCACUGGUGACAGUGAUGAAGGUGGAAAAGGCUCCCCAAGAGACAUAUGCUGACAUCGGAGGACUGGACAGUCAAAUUCAGGAGAUUAAGGAAUCGGUGGAGCUGCCACUCACCCAUCCAGAGUACUAUGAGGAGAUGGGGAUCAAGCCUCCCAAAGGAGUCAUUCUGUAUGGCCCCCCAGGAACAGGUAAGACUCUCCUGGCUAAAGCAGUGGCCAAUCAGACGUCGGCAACAUUCUUACGGGUUGUGGGCUCAGAGCUCAUCCAGAAGUACCUCGGUGAUGGUCCCAAACUGGUGCGUGAGCUCUUCCGGGUGGCUGAGGAACAUGCACCAUCCAUUGUCUUCAUUGAUGAGAUCGAUGCCAUUGGAACAAAGAGGUAUGACUCAAACUCUGGAGGCGAGCGAGAAAUACAGAGGACCAUGCUGGAGCUUCUCAACCAGCUGGAUGGCUUUGACUCACGUGGAGAUGUUAAAGUCAUCAUGGCCACCAACAGGAUAGAAACUCUGGACCCUGCUCUCAUUAGACCAGGCCGGAUCGACCGCAAGAUAGAGUUCCCCUUGCCAGAUGAGAAAACCAAAAAAAGAAUUUUCCAGAUUCACACCAGCAGGAUGACAUUGGCUGAGGAUGUGACCCUGGAUGACCUUAUUUUGGCCAAGGAUGAUCUCUCUGGAGCCGACAUAAAGGCUAUCUGUACCGAAGCUGGGCUCAUGGCCCUUAGAGAGCGAAGGAUGAAGGUCACCAAUGAAGACUUCAAGAAAUCCAAAGAGAAUGUGUUGUAUAAAAAGCAGGAAGGCACUCCUGAAGGACUGUACCUAUAAGCCCUCCCUGCCUGUGUGUGACUGGGAGGAGACAUCUAUUAAGAUUACACUCUGAAUAAAUGGGUUUUUUAAUGUA
Messenger RNA from Electrophorus electricus (electric eel), 1446 nucleotides. RefSeq names its product 26S proteasome regulatory subunit 4. Gene Ontology annotation, molecular function: ATP hydrolysis activity; ATP binding. The record is from RefSeq and is a predicted model, not a curated record. NCBI's taxonomy places the organism in Eukaryota, Metazoa, Chordata, Actinopteri, Gymnotiformes, Gymnotidae.